Molecule: messenger RNA, 2847 nt
Organism: Orbilia oligospora ATCC 24927
Lineage: Eukaryota; Fungi; Ascomycota; Orbiliomycetes; Orbiliales; Orbiliaceae
Exons: 7
Coding region: 1-2847 (948 amino acids)
Biological process (GO): transmembrane transport
Cellular component (GO): membrane
Molecular function (GO): ABC-type transporter activity; ATP hydrolysis activity; ATP binding
Source: RefSeq, a predicted model, not a curated record
AUGGCCGCUUCAAAUCCAAUAACGACAUUGCCCAUUAUGCCGGUCCUGCUCGAGAAACCGACGUCUUCGACGUUGUUGACGUCGCUGCAUUACUUGUUUCCCGUGUUCCUCCUGUUCUUCUUCAUAAUAUUCCUGGCGACAUGGUCGAUUUACACCUCGGAAACGGUGGAUCCUACAAAGGAGUCCAUAUUGUUCGCACGACGCAAGAGCUCGAUUAGUAAACCAAACAUACCGUCUGGUCACGAGCUUCAAAGAGUGCCGAAUAAGCCGCUUCUGAGCUCCUUUGCGAGGUCUAUGUUCCAUUGGGCGCUUGUUGGCCUUACUCUUUCAUAUAUCUUUGAUGCUGCGAAUUUAAUUCUUCACGCACUGGCGAAAAAGGGCUGGUGGGCUGGUCAGGACACAGUUAUAUAUACGACUUCACUGAUAUUCCUCUCGAUAACUCUUCUCGCUAGUCAAUUGGAGAGCAGGUACUACCCUGUAAUGCCACAUGCGACCUCAUGGUUUAUGAUACUCUGCGCCGAAAUCACAAUCCUGAUCGAAGACUCCUCGUUACACACCCGAUUUUCGGAAUGGGACAAAUGGCAGGUAGCUUUGGCUGCUGUAGCCGGGUUCAGAAUCGUGUGGCUCGCUGGCAUGGUAACGAUUUGGUUCCUACUCUAUGCUCGAGAGAAGCGAAAGCGAAUCCAGCUAGAGAGCGAUAGUGGAUCUAGCUCUGAGACCUCUUCGCUAUUGGGAUCGGAUGAUAGCCAUGUUGAGUAUGGAGCUACGACACCACAGCCUGGUGCUAGUAAUAGCAACUCUGCUCCUGUUAAUAAGAAACCAGGUUGGGCUCGUAGGGAUAAGAAUCCUGAAGGCUCGUGGUGGGAGUAUCUCAAAGGGUAUAAGAUGCUGUUUCCGUAUUUGUGGCCAAGCAAGGAUCGAAAGCUCCAGCUUGUUAUGGCGAUUUGUAUCUUGAUCGUUCUGAUCCAGAGAUGGAUUAACGUGAAGGUUCCGGAUCAACUGGGUCGUAUCACUACGAUUCUUGGAAAUGACAAAGCCGACGAACGACGAAUUCCAUGGUUCGAUAUCUUCCUUUACCUCAUUUUCCGCUUCCUACAAGGCAACAUGGGUCUCUUGGGUGGAAUAAGAUCCAUCCUAUGGGUUCCAAUCAGCCAAUACUCCUACAGAUCGAUCUCCCAGGCUGCUUUCGAGCACGUCCACUCUCUUUCGCUUGAUUUCCAUUUGGGAAAGAAGACUGGCGAGGUAUUGUCAGCCCUGUCGAAAGGCGCGGCGAUCAAUAACUUUUUGGAAAUGGUGACAUUCCAAGUGCUUCCGAUGUUGUUAGAUCUGGGUAUCGCUGUGGUUUAUUUCUUGACAAACUAUGAUGCGUACUAUGCUUUGAUUAUUAUCAUUGUCACCGGGGCUUAUCUUUACGUAACUGUGAGAAUGGCCCGCUGGAGAUCUGAUAUUCGUCGAACCAUGGUGAACAAGUCGCGAGAAGAAGAUGCCGUCAAGAACGACUCGAUGAUUGCGUAUGAGACAGUGAAAUACUUUAACGCCGAAGCAUACGAGUUCAACCGGUACAGGGAGGCCGUAAGAGGCUUCCAGCACGCCGAAUACCGUGUCUUGACAUCUUUGAACAUCAUGAAUGUGACUCAGAACCUCAUGUUUACCUUGGGCCUUGUCGCUGCCUGCUACUUGAGUGCAUACCAAGUCACGACCGGUCAAGCCGACGUUGGUAAAUUCGUCACACUCUUGACCUACUUAGCACAGCUUCAGGGACCCCUUAACUUCUUUGGCACAUUCUACAGAAGCAUUCAAAGCUCCAUGAUCAAUUCCGAGAGAAUGCUUGAGCUAUUCCGAGAAAAGCCAACGGUUAUCGAUGAGCCACAGUCUAAGCGACUGGGCCGUACAGAUGGCCACUUGACUUUCGAAAACGUCCAUUUUGCCUACGACGAGCGAAAACCUGCUCUUCGCGGGUUGAGCUUCGAAGCCGCCCCGGGCACCACAACAGCAUUUGUCGGUGAAAGCGGUGGGGGAAAGACCACCAUUUUGCGACUUAUUUUCAGGUUUUAUAAUGCGUCAAUGGGAUCUGUUAAAAUUGACGGACGAGAUGUGAGAGAUUUUACGAUUGAGAGUCUUAGAGAGCAGAUUGGUGUCGUGCCCCAGGAUACCGUCUUGUUCAACGAGACUUUGAUGUAUAAUCUGAAAUACGCCAAUCCUAGUGCUACCGAUCAAGAUGUUUAUCGGGCUUGCCAGGCUGCCAGUAUUCACGAGAAGAUCCUUACUUUCCCAGAUGGGUAUAAUACCAAGGUGGGAGAGAGAGGAUUGCGUUUGUCGGGUGGAGAGAAGCAGAGGGUUGCAAUCGCUCGUACUAUCAUCAAGAACCCCAAGAUCAUUCUCUUGGAUGAGGCUACCGCGUCACUGGACACAGAGACCGAACAGCAUAUCCAAUCCGCCUUGAGAGAACUCACUGCCGGCCGAACUACCCUUGUCAUUGCCCACCGCCUUUCCACGAUCACGAACGCCAACCAAAUCGUCGUCGUAGCCAAUGGCCGCGUCGCAGAAGUGGGCACACAUGACCAACUCCUCGCCCUCAGAGGAAAGUACUCCACAAUGUGGUACCGCCAAAUCCGCGCAGAGGAGAAGAUGAAGAAACUUCAGGCUGUUCAGGAUGAGGAUCCAUAUUCUGGUGGUGAAAACUCACCAGGUACUAGAACUCCGCUUAUUACUAUAUCGGAUACCGAGCUAGAUGAUCAUCAUCCUGGUCCCGUUAUUGCUACAAGCGGUGUUCCCAUCCCGCCCAGCGGUGCUGCGGAGGGCCCAAGGUCUGGCGUUGGAAGCGACGAUCCUCCUAGGUCUCUGUAA